This is a messenger RNA of Ilex paraguariensis (yerba mate), 753 nucleotides long. Lineage: Eukaryota; Viridiplantae; Streptophyta; Magnoliopsida; Aquifoliales; Aquifoliaceae. The record is from the annotation of a GenBank genome assembly.
UCGUCUCUCGUCUCUCGUCUCUCCAUGGCAACCAGCUUUGCUCCUGUUUCGAUAUCAGGUGGAGUCCAUCUUAAGGCACGUGAGCUUCGGUCCACAAACUUGAGUUCCUCUGGUAAAAUACCAAUGUUGACAAUUCAAAGGAAUUCAAACCAAGGGAUUGCCAGCCGGAAGUUAAUUGUUCGUGCAGAGUACAAUGAUCAUAAAGGUGGAGGUGGUGGUGAUUUUGUUGCCGGUUUCCUUUUCGGAGGUGCAUUAUUUGGAACUCUUGCAUACGUUUUUGCUCCACAGAUCAGAAGAUCACUGCUAAACGAAGAUGAAUAUGGUUUCCGGCGGGCCAAGCGGCCAAUAUAUUACGAUGAAGGUUUAGAGAAAACCAGGCAGACUUUGAAUGCAAAAAUAAGUCAACUCAAUUCUGCCAUUGACAAUGUGUCAUCACGCUUGAGAGGUGGCAAUAAUAUGCCUCCAGUGCCUGUUGAAAGCGACCCAGAAGAAGCCACCAUGUAAGACCAACUUAUGAGUGUUUUGCAAUAAUCAUGAACUCUUUGUGUUUCAGAUCAACUGAUUCAGUCUUGUACCUGGGUAAUGCAUAAUUACUGAAAACAAAUAGAGUAUGUAAAUGGGACACAUGCAAUGUGGUGCUAUGAAUUUUGUUGGAUUGCUUAUAAUGUCAUGAUUUUCAAUGUAGCAUAAAUGAAGCUGCUGAAUCUUUUUGUGAUUAAAAUUUAGAGUAAUCUUUACCUUUUUUCUUCCCCG